Molecule: messenger RNA, 1521 nt
Organism: Diaporthe batatas
Lineage: Eukaryota; Fungi; Ascomycota; Sordariomycetes; Diaporthales; Diaporthaceae
Exons: 2
Coding region: 1-1521 (506 amino acids)
Molecular function (GO): NADP binding; N,N-dimethylaniline monooxygenase activity; flavin adenine dinucleotide binding
Source: RefSeq, a predicted model, not a curated record
AUGGCUCCAAUCAAGUCAGUAGCAGUCGUCGGUUCUGGAAUCAGCGGGGUUUCUUCAGCAGCCCACCUUCUCCGCCACGGCUUCGAGGUCGUCGUAUUCGAGCGAUCCAGUGUUACCGGCGGCGUUUGGCACUUCGAUCCGCGACCAGAUCGGGAUCCCGAGUACCCGAGCACAGAGACACUCGACGCCGAUCGCACACCCAUCGCUGUACGAGACGCCAAGGGAAUUCAAGAUGCUCAGGACGAGGAUGACAUCGCACUGCAGCAUGCGCCACCGGGGCCUUGCUAUGAGCGACUCAUGAACAACGUCCCAACAACAAUGAUGAGGACCACCCUGCUGCAGUGGCCCGAAGGAACUCCGGAUCAUGUCACUCAUCACGAGAUCGAGACAUACGUGCAGCGUCUGUCACGAGAAACCGGUGCCCACGACGUGACGCUAUUUGACACUCGCGUCGAGGAAGCUGUCAAGAACGCGGCGACGGGCAGGUGGGAGGUCCGCACCAAGACCCUCCGCAAGGAUGAAGACGGAAAACACUCCUUCCAUGAAAGGAGUUGGACGUUCGAUGCCGUUGUCGUUGCCGCGGGCCACUACCACGUCCCGCUUAUCCCGGAAGUCCCAGGUCUUGCCGAGUGGAAGAGGAAAUAUCCAGACAGAGUGAGGCACUCGAAGAGCUAUCGAUACCCACAUCACUACAAGGACCAGAAUGUCCUGCUCAUCGGGGCGGGAGUGUCAUCUCUCGACAUCGCCAAGGAGCUCGACGGGCUAGCCAACAAGACGUACCAGUCUUCCCGCGGAGGCAUAUUCGACCUUGACAAGUCCUUGCUGCCGCCUAACUCGGAACGCGUUUCGGGCUUGAAAUCAUUCAAGCUUGACGAGGGAAAGAGUGUGUCCUCUGGGUCUGAAACACCGGGCGCACCCAUCCCAGGCACGGUGCAUCUCACCGAUGGGCGCGUGCUGCAUGACAUACACCAUGUCAUCAUUGCCUCGGGCUACCAGACCACAUAUCCAUUUCUCACGGGGCUGGAGUCCGAGGCCAUAGAUGCUGAUGACGCGGACGAGAAGAUCAUAAUCACGGCUGACAAGUGUGUUACACAUAAUCUUCAUAAAGACAUAUUCUACAUGCCAGACCCGACACUGACAUUCGUCGGUGUGCCAUAUUACACUUCCACGUUUUCGAUGUUUGAGUUCCAAGCCGAAGUCGUUGCGCGCGUCUACAAGGGUCUAGCUACGCUACCUUCGGAGGAAGAAAUGCGCCGCGAGUAUGCUGCUCGCAAAGAGAAGGGGGGCAAGGGCAAGGCGUUCCACAGCCUGAUCCAGAACCAAGUCCCUUAUAUGGAAGAGAUUCUCGCAUGGGUGAACGAGGGUGUCGAAGAGAGAGGAAUCGAGCCAAUGAAGGGAGUUGACGAGGCGUGGUAUAGAGGAUACGAGGAAUUCAAAGAGAAGUCGAGACGGUUAAUACCAGUGGACUCUAACCAGAUACAGCAGCCCAUUGCGAGCAAGUACUAUACGUCGGACGAAUAG